Messenger RNA from Candidozyma duobushaemuli, 1749 nucleotides. Its product is annotated as dolichol kinase. Gene Ontology annotation, molecular function: dolichol kinase activity. Gene Ontology annotation, biological process: dolichyl monophosphate biosynthetic process. The coding region runs from base 1 to 1749 and encodes 582 amino acids. Lineage: Eukaryota; Fungi; Ascomycota; Pichiomycetes; Serinales; Metschnikowiaceae. Gene Ontology annotation, cellular component: endoplasmic reticulum membrane. The transcript has a single exon. The record is from RefSeq and is a predicted model, not a curated record.
AUGGCCAGACGGAAAGAGGUCAAAACGGAGAAGCUGGCUUCUGCCAAGACCACUGCCUCUGUUUUUCAAAACUAUGAUGCUACCCCAGAAACCGAGGCUGCUCCUAAGGAAAAGCCCGAACCCCAGAGAGUUGAAUUGAGUGACGACCCGUCUCAAUAUAACUUUCCAUGGAACAUCAUCUAUGAAUUCCAGGAUUUCCUCAAUCUCUACUUGGACUUCUGCAAAGCUGCUCAGAUCAUGACAUGUCUCUACAUCGGCCAGAUCUUCUACGUUUACUUGAAUAAGAUCCAAGACGACAAGACGCUAUCGUCAGUGGGGUUCAACUUGAUUGGAGCUGUCUUGGCCAUGUGGCUCAACCACCGUUCCAUGACGAAGAAAUAUAAGGAGGAUCCAACCAGAUUCAAGGCUCCUGUGUUGCCCGACUUCAACACGUUGUACGCUUUCGUCAUCCCCAUCUUGCUGUUCGUGCUUUUGGGCGAUACUAAGGCACCAUUUUUCCAGGUGAACUUGGCCUUAAACAACUUUGCCAUCAAGAACCUUCACAUUGUUGCCAAGGUGCUCUCGUCGUUUGUCUUCUACUACAUCUAUAACGACUCGACUACUGUGGAGGUGUUCUUCUAUCUUCGUGUGGUGCUCACGUACUUCUCUUUGGAGUACAUCUUCGAUGGAUGGAACGAAUUGGGCGAGGAGGAGGAAACCAAUGUCAAAUUGACAACCAUGUUGCCUUCUGAGAUCCACAUGAUUUGCCUUCUUCUUGUUAACUUGUUGUACAAUUUAGACGCAAAGGCGAUGCCAUUCCCAUUGGUGCUUUUCCGUGAGCUCACCAUCUCCCUCAUGGCAGCAUCUUUUGCAGCAUACCAGCUUUACUGGAUCUAUUUGAGGAUGCAACAAAGUGUCAUCAGAAAGGGCGUGGCUAUUCUUAUUGCCGUGCUCUUUGCGGCGGUGUUUUACUUCACCAUGGACCUCAUUUUCACGAAAGAGUUGGACGAGAAGAACCCUGUUUUGUGGUUGUUUGACUACAUCUGGGAAUCUGACGCUCGCUUGCAUUUGAUCAUCUACUGGGCUGUUUCUCUUUUGGUCGCCAUUCCAAUCAUUUUUGGUUUGGCCUACACCAACAAAAUCAACCUCAACCUUCGUAGGAAAGUGUGGCACUUUAUGUUGGUGCUCUGUCUCGGAUACCCUGCAUUUGUGCAGCAGCCAGAGUUUACCGCCAUUGCAUUGUUGGGGUCGCUUAUUGUGUUUAUUGUCAUUGAGAUGAUUAGAUGCACCCGAAUCACUUUCCUCGGAGAAUUUUUGUUCACCGAGUUGAGAUUUUUCCAAGACGAAAAAGAUCUCAAGGGUCCGCUCAAUUUGUCUUACAUUUUCCUACUUGCCGGUGUGGUUGCUCCAUUGGCUUACGGCUAUGUUCUCGGAGACGUUGUUAAUUUACGCUCGUACAUCGGCUUAGUGACGCUUGGCUUGGGCGAUUCGCUUGCAUCCAUUGUGGGGAAGAGAUUUGGCAAGAUCAAGUGGAAGGGCGCACUGAGAACGCUCGAGGGAACAAUCACAUUCAUGGUGGUUACGUUUGCAUCUUUUGUGUUGAUUGACUUCUACAUUAUGCCCGAGGACAAGAGGGUCCAGAACUGGGAAAACACAUUCAUCAUUGCCAUGAUUGCCGGCAUUCUAGAAGGCUCAGCUACGCUUAACGACAAUAUCUUGAUCCCAUGCAUGGUGACAUUGGCGUACGACUUGCUCAACCGGACGUUCUGA